Ostertagia ostertagi is the source of this 1656-nucleotide messenger RNA. Lineage: Eukaryota; Metazoa; Nematoda; Chromadorea; Rhabditida; Trichostrongylidae. The record is from the annotation of a GenBank genome assembly.
AUGUUCCGUGUCGAAAAGCGACUUCAAGAAAUUGCUCGGGAGCUUCGAGACAUUGGCGCCGAUGCCGCUGAACCCCGAGCUCGUCGUAUCCUUGCUGGUCUGGGAUUCUCAAAAGAAAUGCAAGACAAAGCUGUUGAGGACUUCUCGGGUGGUUGGAGAAUGAGAAUUUCUCUGGCUCGCGCUCUUUUCUUAGAGCCCACCUUACUAAUGCUCGAUGAACCCACAAAUCAUCUUGAUUUGAACGCUGUCAUUUGGCUCGACAACUACCUUCAGUCAUGGAAAAAGACGUUGUUGAUUGUUUCUCACGACCAAGGAUUCCUGGACAAUGUUUGCACUGAUAUAAUCCAUUUACAAGACCAAAAACUCCACUAUUACAAAGGAAACUAUAGUUUAUUUAAGAAGAUGUAUGAUCAGAAGACAAAAGAGUACCUAAAAGCAUAUGAAAGUCAAAAGAAGCAAAUGGUAGCCUUGAAAAAGGGUGGCAAGAGUGCCAAGCAAGCGGAAGAGGAGCUGAAGCGAAAUAUGCAGAAUAAACAAAACAAACAAACAAAAGGAAAGAAAGGAUCUGCUUCGAUGGGAGAUGAAAAUGGGAGAGCAAUCACUUCGACAUGCUAUGUUCUACGUUAUCGUUACUAUACUGCUGUAGUGGGCAUGUGGUCAGGUGCUUGUCAGCCGAUGUUUCAUCGGGGAUGUGGCGGCAAUGAAAACAAGUUCACCACAGUGGCCGAGUGCCGAGAAAAAUGUUCCAAACGUAAAAACGCCACACAGCCGUCCAAGGGUGAUGAAGCAUUAUGGGUUGAAUGCCAGCUUCGAACCGAUGCUAAGAUUCCAGAAAAAGCAAAAAAGUGCGACGAUGGCUGCCCAAUAGGAUACCGGUGUAAUGAGAACAAUAAGUGCUGCCCAAUGAAAAGUGAUCUGCCACCUCCGGAGUUGCUGCAACGUUUCAAAGAGUAUCAAGUCAAGUUCUCGUUCCCAGAAACUGACAAAUUGGCGCCUCCUAUCCUUGGAUUGCACGACGUGACGUUUGGCUACGGUGACAGUAUUCUUUUUAAAAAUGUGGACUUUGGUGUUGAUAUGGACUCCAGAAUAGCAAUUGUCGGCCCGAAUGGUGUAGGAAAGUCGACGCUAUUGAAGCUAUUAACCGGAAGAAUCAAACCUUUACAAGGAGAACUCACAAAGCAUCGACAAGUAAAGAUAGGAUGGUUUGAUCAGCAUGCGAACGAGGCUUUGAACAUUGAACAGACCCCUAUUGAAUAUCUGAGUACAAAAUUCAAUAUUGAUUACCAGUCCGCACGAAAGAAUUUGGGAACGGUGGGCUUGGCUGGACAUGCUCACACUGUCAAAAUCAAGGAUUUAUCAGGAGGGCAGAAAUCUCGAGUUGCCCUUGCAGAGUUAGCUCUGGGAGAGCCUGACAUGUUGAUACUUGAUGAGCCCACUAAUAACUUGGACAUCGAGUCAAUUGACGCCCUUGCAACGGCGAUCACGAGCUUUGGAGGGGGUGUGGUGAUGGUUACUCACGACGAGCGUUUGGUUCGAGCCACUGAAUGCACUCUUUGGAUUGUGGAGAAUCAGGAGGUUACCGAAAUUGAUGGCGAUUUCGAUACCUACAAGAAGGAAGUACUUGACGCACUCGGUGAAACGUUGAGUAGUUCUUAA